AUGAUUAGGGAUUCCCGACGGAAUCCGAAACGUGAGGACAAUAAGACCCUUGCUCCAGUGGUCGCAGCUCCUUCUUCGAAGCCUGAGAUUGUCAUUUCGCGCUUAGUAACCGUCGUCAGCCUAAUAUACCCAACAGGAGCUCUGGGCUACUUAACGUCCAAUGACAAAAGGAAGCAGGUUGGAAUCCCAGAUUAUCCAAACUUGGAGUUGUAUGGAGCUGACUGA
This is a messenger RNA of Dibothriocephalus latus, 225 nucleotides long. The record is from the annotation of a GenBank genome assembly. Lineage: Eukaryota; Metazoa; Platyhelminthes; Cestoda; Diphyllobothriidea; Diphyllobothriidae.